AUGAGCUUACAAGCAGGAACAAAUGAACUCAUACUUAAUUUCGAUAGGCCAGAGCAUCCAUUAGUCCAAAGAAUUAAAUUCGAUUUGAGAGAUUUAAGCCCUCCAAUGGCUGUUGGAGACAAGUUUCAGCCUUCUCAUGGAAAAAUAAACAAAAUUCAAACCGAAAAGAAUUUAAGUUUCAAAGAAUUUGCAGAAUUCAGAAUGACUCAGAAAGAGAUUCAGGUAUCUAAAGCUUAA
Molecule: messenger RNA, 237 nt
Organism: Blepharisma stoltei
Lineage: Eukaryota; Ciliophora; Heterotrichea; Heterotrichida; Blepharismidae
Source: the annotation of a GenBank genome assembly